Messenger RNA from Trichomonas vaginalis G3, 456 nucleotides. RefSeq names its product ubiquitin-like family. The record is from RefSeq and is a predicted model, not a curated record. The coding region runs from base 1 to 456 and encodes 151 amino acids. The transcript has a single exon. NCBI's taxonomy places the organism in Eukaryota, Parabasalia, Trichomonadida, Trichomonadidae.
AUGACGAAUUCUCGAAGUACACGUCUUCUUAUUAAGGUAAUAUCAAAUAAAUACGGAUCAAAGAUGUGUACCGUUGACCCAAAUCAUUGCAUCUCCACUCUAAAAGAUAACGAAUCAGAAGAACAUGUAUUUAUUUUCAAAGGUCAAAUGCUUGCAGAUAAUUUUACAUUUAAACAUUAUAGAAUAUCUGAUGGGGAUAUAAUUUGCUCGCUUAUUGGAUAUACAACUCCACUCAAACAACAAGAAUUGCAUUUUGAAAAAUUAAGAAUGCAAGAUAUGGCAAUAAAUAAGUUAUAUGGCAAUCAAAAUUUAUAUAAGAAGGUUUCAGCUGAAUGGAUUCGCAUUUACGAGACUAAACUAGCACCAAUUUCGCUUCAUAAACAAGUGACACUAAAAGUCCCUGAAAGAUUGAAGACUCCUUCAAACAUUUCACUUCCUGCUUUUUGGAAUAAAUAA